This is a messenger RNA of Cheilinus undulatus (humphead wrasse), 4119 nucleotides long. It is a transcript of the gene cdkal1, whose product is annotated as CDK5 regulatory subunit associated protein 1-like 1. Gene Ontology annotation, cellular component: endoplasmic reticulum. The record is from RefSeq and is a predicted model, not a curated record. The transcript has 15 exons. Gene Ontology annotation, biological process: tRNA methylthiolation. The coding region runs from base 163 to 1854 and encodes 563 amino acids. Gene Ontology annotation, molecular function: 4 iron, 4 sulfur cluster binding; tRNA (N(6)-L-threonylcarbamoyladenosine(37)-C(2))-methylthiotransferase activity. Lineage: Eukaryota; Metazoa; Chordata; Actinopteri; Labriformes; Labridae.
UGUCCCUCCUUGCCCACCGUAGCUACGCAGAAGUAUGGCGGCUCGAGAGUUGGGACCAAUGUUUUGAUGGUGUAAACAACAAUUUUGCUCCAUUUCUAAAGCCUAUUUUAUCUGGAACAUUUAUUUAUAUUGAAUAAGAACAACACUGCAACUCAGACCAUCAUGCCUUCAGCCUGUGAUGCACUGAUUGAAGACAUUGAGGACAUGGUGUCUUCUCAUGACCCCACUCCUCAUGAGAGACAGUCUUCUAGAAAGAGCAUUAUACCAAGGUCCAGGAAGAAAAAGGAUAUUCCAAACAAUGAAGAACUCCAAGCUGACAGUUUGAUCCCUGGCACACAAAAAAUCUGGAUGAAAACGUGGGGCUGCAGCCAUAACAACUCAGAUGGAGAGUACAUGGCUGGACAGCUAGCUGCCAGCGGAUACAAGAUGACUGAUGACCCGACAGAAGCAGACGUGUGGGUGCUGAACAGCUGCACUGUGAAAAACCCUGCAGAGGACCACUUCAGGAACUCAAUCAAAAAAGCCCAGGAUCAGCAGAAAAAAGUGGUGGUAGCAGGUUGCGUCCCUCAGGCUCAGCCACGGAUGGAGUACCUCAAAGGACUCAGCAUCAUUGGGGUCCAGCAGAUUGAUCGGGUGGUGGAAGUAGUGGACGAGGCUGUAAAAGGACACUCUGUUCGUCUUCUGGGUCAGAAGAAAGAUGGAGGCCGACGGCUCGGAGGAGCCAGACUGGACCUGCCAAAGAUCAGGAAGAACCCACUCAUUGAAAUCAUCUCCAUUAACACUGGGUGUCUGAAUGCAUGCACCUAUUGUAAGACAAAACAUGCCAGAGGAGACCUGGCCAGCUAUCCAAUUGAAGAGCUUGUGGAAAGAGCCAGGCAGUCCUUCCAGGAGGGAGUGUGUGAGAUCUGGCUGACCAGUGAAGACACAGGAGCGUACGGCAGAGACAUCGGGACUGACCUGCCCACACUGCUGUGGAGACUGGUGGAAGAGAUUCCUGAAGGAGCCAUGCUGAGGCUGGGUAUGACUAACCCACCGUACAUCCUGGAACACCUCGAGGAGAUGGCAAAGAUAUUGAAUCAUCCACGCGUCUACGCCUUCCUUCAUGUCCCUGUUCAGUCGGCCUCAGACAGCGUCCUGAUGGAUAUGAAGAGAGAAUAUUGCAUCGAAGAUUUCAAACAAGUGGUUGACUUCCUCAAGGAGAGGGUUCCAGGUGUAACCAUUGCAACUGAUAUUAUUUGUGGUUUUCCUGGUGAAACAGAAGAAGACUUUCAGGAGACAGUGGAGUUGGUGAAGCACUAUCGGUUCCCAAGUCUCUUUAUCAACCAGUUCUACCCCAGACCUGGUACACCUGCUGCCAAGAUGGAGCAAGUCCCAGCACACGUGAAGAAGCAGAGGACUAAGGAGCUGUCACAACUCUUCCACUCUUACAACCCCUAUGACCACAAGGUAGGGGAGAGGCAGCAUGUGCUCGUGACUGAAGAGUCAUUUGACACUCAAUACUAUGUGGCCCACAACAAGUUCUACGAGCAGGUGCUAGUUCCAAAAAAGCCUGAGUUUAAAGGGAAGAUGAUCGAAGUGGACAUCUAUGAGGCAGGAAAACACUUCUUGAAAGGCCAACCAGUCAAGGACAGUAUGCUGUUCACGCCCUCCAUCGCUGCACCUCUUCAGGAAGGAGAGGUUUCUGGCCUGAUGCAGGAGCAGAUGUCCAAUGGUGUCCACAGUCCUGCCUCUUUGACUUCAUCAUUUGUAAUUGGCUCAUACAGCCUGGACAGGGAAGCACUGAAGAAACUUGGAAUCGGACUCGCUCUGGCUGCAGCUGUCUUCGCUUUUAUUGUAGAGAAACUGUACUGGUAAAGCACCUGAAGAUAAGAGAAGGACUGUGACUUUCUACGAGCUUGGACAGUUUUUUUAAAAGCAGCUGAAUAAAGUAAUAAAACUGUCCCCUUUGACCCCCUGCAACAUACUCCACAUGCUCUUAUUCACCAUUGAAUGAGCCCAAAGAAAUAAAAAAUAAAGUCAGGGACACUUGCAGUUCAGGAUUGUUUAAAUGUUCUGAACAUUUUUCUUCUUUUGGGAUGAUGAUAUUUUUUACUUUUUAAAUUAAAAGUUUCCCACUGAGCAGCUGCUUUGCUAUUUGCUCCAAACAAAGAGUUGUCAAUGUCUUCUUCUGUCAGUGAAGUGAAAAUAUCAUAGUCAACAACUGCGGGUCAGCAAACCUCAGACCUGUUUGAUGCUAUGCAGGCUUUUGAGUACAAAUCACCUUUUAGUUUUACAAGAUUUCAAUUAGAACCUCUUUCAGUUGCAGCUCUCUUUGAUUGUUAUUUCAGGAUAAGUCAAACAUUUUCAAAUUACAGACUGUUAAAAGAAAGUGUUAUGCUUUGUUUCAUCUCCUGUUCACUAAUAGCUGCUGCCUGACAUUGUCCAUGAACUGAUAGGUAAGUGUUUGGAUCAUUUAUAGGGGGUCCUUGUGGCUUUUUAUAAGUAAAUUAAGCACAACUCAACGAGCUACACACAUUUUGGUAUCCCAGAAUGAAACUUUUUCAUCUUUCAGCUUCAUCUUAAGUCGCAGAUUCACGCACAAAUCCAGAAAACUAGACAUGUGAACCUCUUUCUAAGGGUAACAGCAGUUUUUCUGGGUGAAGGGUGUCCCCUUCUCUUUUUGACUGGUUGACUUUUGCUUACUUUACAGAAUGUUAUUUUAUUAGAUGUAAGAGGAGUAAUAAUGUGUAUAAUACUUUGAUAAAAGGUGGUUUUUAACCUCCUUUUUCAAGUGUUUCUUUUUAAGAGGAAAGAAGAGUAUAUUUUAAGAUCUUCAGUAAAAAUGUCUUUUAUGCUGUUUUUUCUCUUUUUUGUUUUAAUGAAUGGAAUGUGUUUUCAUGGUGUAUUCUUUUUAUGGUUUUUACCUCAUGUGUCAAAGUUACAGUAAGUGGUUCUGUUUGCAAUGCAGAUUUACUCUAUUUUAUUGGUUUAUUGGACAGGGGUUAUUGUGCAGCUAUAACCUCCUCCUGCUCCCAAUACUGUCAAAAACCUCUUUAUUGGAAAAGUACUACCAUAAAAUCGGGAAUAUAAGUUGCCCUGGUCUAACACCAUGCUGGCGUCACACAUCACACAGCCUCACACACUCACUGUUCACACCUGACCCGUCAGAUAUUUAAUUCUGGAGUUUAAUUGUGAAUUUUGGUUUCCCCUUGUAACAGUAUGACAUCUACCACUUUUAUAUUUAAUGUAGAUAUAUGGCAAGCUCUGUUUAGUGAGGAAAGUGUGAGAAAAUCAAGGAAAUAGUCCUGUAUGACACUCCUUGGUGGCAUGUUAUCCCCUUUUUUUCCUUGCUCCUCUCCCUUCUCAGUGCAAGCAACAGAGAUCAACAUAGGAAUUGAUUUUUUGGAAUCUCCCAGUGCAAAAAAAGAUUCAAAUCGUCUAUCUGCAUGAUUAUUUAUUAUGUUAUACGGCAAAGUCCUCAACGUGCAUCCCUGUGUAGCUGUGUCACUCUUUUAGUUCCAUCUGUUUUCACUGUUAAGAGUACCUAAAGUAUGGUAACUGAGCUCCCAGCCUCUUGUGAUUGUUGUGAGACAGACCCACUGCCUGUGAGUCAUUCUUCUCCAGUCAACCCAUCACUCACUGAUAACAGUAACACUUAGAGUAUACCCUCUGUUUCCUUUAAAUGGGCAAUUAUGCCCUAAGGAGGAAGAAAAGCUGUUAAAAAGUGACGCCAAACCCUCCCAGAUUCGUCUGUGUUUUUAUAUAUUCCAGCAUGAUCUGAGAAGUGAAGUGGCCAUUUUCAGUAAUCAAUGAAUAGAGGGAAUUUUCAUUUGUGUUAGGUCUCAAGCAACAUUUAACAUAACAUGUCUUAUACUGCCUCUUAAGUCGCCCUGCUAUAUAAGCCACAGCCAGCUUUAUAGAUGAAGAAACUAGUAUUAAAAUUGCGGCUUAUACACCGGAUUUUAUGGUAAUUAAAAAACAUCCAUGGUGAAGUAUGAAAGCAUGAACUGACCCAGUUGACAUCUGUACUGCUUAUUCUGUUUGGAAAGUCAAACUUUAUCAACACAAUAUAUUGUUUUUGUUUUUCUUUGGAUCUGUUGUGUUAAUCACCUUAGACAGAAUAAAGGACAAACUCAGCUA